This is a messenger RNA of Pogonomyrmex barbatus (red harvester ant), 2706 nucleotides long. RefSeq names its product CRK like proto-oncogene, adaptor protein (gene ckn). Gene Ontology annotation, cellular component: axon; focal adhesion. The record is from RefSeq and is a predicted model, not a curated record. Lineage: Eukaryota; Metazoa; Arthropoda; Insecta; Hymenoptera; Formicidae. Gene Ontology annotation, biological process: axonogenesis; cell surface receptor protein tyrosine phosphatase signaling pathway. Gene Ontology annotation, molecular function: protein phosphatase binding; signaling adaptor activity.
GUGGUUAUAAGCAUUAAUCGGCAUUGUGCGAGAAUCCAUUGCGGUGUCGCGUGUCUGUUUUGUUUGUCGCAUCGUUUUCCGUACGUAAGUUAUAGAAUAGUCAUUAGGAACGUUCACGUUGUCCUUUAUCCGCGGUGUAGUGCUACCGAGUAUCGAAGAUCUCGGAAUAAAAACGGAGUGCGGUCGCUUUGCGCGUAAUCACGCGUCGCGCAAAUUGUUAGAGCUCACGUCUCCGACGAUUCCGACUGAAGAGCGAUACUCGCGUAAGCAAUGGCGCGAGGGCCUCGAUGCUGUACGGGGUCGAUGUGUGCUUGGUAUAGAUGAUACAUCGGUGCUAGAUCCGUGUGGUAUGUUGUUUACGUUGCGCGUGAGGAUCUAUCAUCCGUGUUACGACGACGGCGCAGGGUACAGCUUGAAGGACCUCGAACGUGAACCGCGUCGUGAGCCGCCAUGAGACGCAUUAGUGUUGGCGGUAUGAGUCGGCCGUCCAAAGUCGUGACUCAAGCAAAGAAAGUAGCACCACCAGCUGUACCAGACGUAUUUCGACAUUCCGGUUCCUCUUUUGGCUCGGUUGGAUAUGCUAGCAGCGAGGAUAGUUGCUUCCUGUCUGGAAGUGGUCCCGGAGGUACGACUGACGAUGGUUCUUAUGGGAUGCCAUCUGGAAAAAGUCCGGGACCUAUUUUUACCCAUUCGGGCUUCGCCUUUCCGCAAGUGAUUGGCAAAUAUGCUCAUGCCGAAGAUCAAGGUAUCGAUAUGACUCAGAGUCCUGGCAGGGAUAGUCCUGGUAGUUCUGGAUCAGGUUCCGGUUCUAGGCAUUCUACUGCAUCAUUGGAUUCUGGGAGAGCAUCCGGAUAUCAUUUAGGACCUAGAGGACCAGGUGCUCUUGCCUCAUCUCCUAGAUGCUCCAUUAGUUCUCUCGGAAGUCAUCCUGACCGACCGACAGAUCUCGAUGUCGUUCAUGCUUGGUUGACUGAGCUUCAAUUCGAAGAAUACUUUCCUUUAUUUGCUUCCGCAGGUUAUGAUCUUGCUACUAUAACGCGCAUGACACCAGAAGAUCUUACAGCUAUAGGUAUCAAAAAACCUAAUCACAGGAAACGAUUAAAAACGGAAAUAGACAAUUUGAAUAUAGGAGAUGGAUUACCAGAUCAUAUACCUGGCUCAUUAGAAGAAUGGCUUAGGCUUCUCAGGCUUGAGGAAUAUCUUGGUGCUCUUCAUCAACAGGGUAUGCGAUCCGUUGAGGACGUGACAACUCUCACUUGGGAGGAUCUUGAAGACAUCGGUAUUGUACGAUUAGGACAUCAAAAAAAAUUAUUGUUGGCAAUUAAAAGAAUUAAGGAUAUUCGCGCCGGCAAGCGUAUACAACCGCUUGACCUUGUUCGCUUGCCGCCACAUCCUGGACAUACGCAAGACGUUAUUAUUCAACGAGGAGGACCUGAUUUGCCAUCGCCUGAUGAGGAUUGUUCCUCACCUGUACUUAGAUCUUUUCAAAGAAGUGGAAAUGAUGUCACUUCUGGUAUUACUUGGAAAAGUAUGUAUGCCGCAUUUCCAACUGACUAUAACAUAGUUGGUUGUAUUAGCUCCCGAGGAAAAUCUUUGGAAAGCUUAGAAGAUGCGCCUCUUGGCUUUCCUCCAUCACCAGCGCCAGUGUCGCAUCCACAACCUCUCGAUUGGCGUCCACGUAGUUUUGAAGAUGGUGAUCUUACACCUACAAACGAUGCUUCCGUUAUAGAUGCUGGUGGUGGUACUCUUCCACGACCAAGACAUUGCCUUGUUCGUCCACGACCUGUAGCUAAGGUUACAGCAACACCUGGACAAUAUAAAUCUCUGCCACGAGACCUGGAUAAUAAAUAUCUAUUAACAUACGGAUUGGAAAGUAGUCCACAUCUUCCAAAACGAUGUCCUCCAUCACCUCCAAGACGACAGAGUUCUAGAGACACAACUGGUUCUUCCAUUGUAGGCGUUAGUGGCACUGCAGUCGGUGAUAUCGUGAUAGACUGCAGCGGGCCAGUGCCAACCGCUUCAUGUGAUGAUCGUCACAUUCAUCAGCAUCAUCAUCAACAUCAUUUGCUUCAUCGUCUGUCGCCACAACCACUGGCGCCCACGCCGGCACCUUCCACACCAUCACAAUUAAAUCAGCCAUCUUCUUCCAUGUCACGUUCGUGGGGUAACGUCAAUGUUAAUAUUAACGAAGAACAUGAACUAAUUGCAUCUCUCGCCCUGCAGCAUCGUAAUGGAUCAGAUGCUAGUUUUAAAUCAAGUUCCAGUACAGAAUCAGAUUCAUUACCAUUUGCCAAUGAGAAUGCUGGCACAAUAAAGCAAAGGACUGGUCGACCACAAGAAUAUACGGCUGGUCCUAAUACUAAUAUCAUCAGCGAUCAUAUAAUCAAUCAUCAUUCUGAUGAUGGUGAACCUGCGGAUGUUUUGAAUGACAUUGGGAAUAUGCUUGCCAAUCUGACAGAUGAACUUGAUGCGAUGCUCGAAGAAGAGAAACGCCAGGGCCUGAACUCAUAAUCGUUACUGCCUUUGUUUGCACUUUUCUAAUUGACUAAUGUUACCAUAGAAAAGCAAGCUCGAUGGCUUUGAUGCAUAAAUAUACUUUAAAAUAAAUAAAUAUACUCUAAAAUAGAUAUACCUUAUUAGUGUAACGUAUAUAAUUAGGUAAGUGGAUAUAACUUACGACAGAAUAAAUUGAUAUAAAUUGUAUUG